Molecule: messenger RNA, 9279 nt
Organism: Parus major (Great Tit)
Lineage: Eukaryota; Metazoa; Chordata; Aves; Passeriformes; Paridae
Gene: VCPIP1
Product: valosin containing protein interacting protein 1
Exons: 3
Coding region: 207-3854 (1215 amino acids)
Biological process (GO): protein K48-linked deubiquitination; protein K11-linked deubiquitination; protein ubiquitination
Molecular function (GO): cysteine-type deubiquitinase activity
Source: RefSeq, a predicted model, not a curated record
UGCGGGCACUGAGGCGGCCGAGGGGCGGUGAGAGCGGCGGUGGCUUCCGCGUCGUGCGGGGGGCGGCGGGCGGCGCGCGGUACCGCACGGGCGGCACCGGCACCGGCGGCGUCUGAGAGGCGGCGGUCGUUGUCCGGCGCGCAGGGAAUGCGCCUGUGAGGGCGGAGGAGGAGCGGGUGCGGGUGAAGCCCGGGCGGAGCGGAGCGAUGUCCCAGCCCCAGCAGCCGCCGCCGCCGUCCCCUCAGCAGCAGCCGCAGCCGCCGCCUCCGUCCGCCUCCAAGAAGCGAGACCGGCGCAUCUUCUCGGGCACCUGCCCCGAUCCCAAAUGCCAGGCGCGACUGUUCUUCCCGGCGCACGGGCCGCAGGGCAGCGGCAGCAUCGAGUGCACGGACUGCGGGCGGCGCCACGAGCAGCGGCAGCUGCUGGCCGUGGAGGAGGUGACGGACCCCGACCUGGUGCUGCACAACCUGCUGCGGAAUGCGCUGCUGGGCGUCAGCGGCGCCGGCCCGCCCCGCAGGAACACUGAGCUCGUCAAAGUCAAUGGCCUGUCCAACUACCAUUGCAAGCUCCUGGCCCCCAUCCUGGCCCGCUAUGGGAUGGACAAGCAGACUGGGAAAGCCAAGCUCCUCACGGAGAUGAACCAGGGAGACAUCUUUGACUGCUCUCUCCUGGGUGACCGCGCCUUCCUCAUUGAGCCAGAGCAUGUCGAAACCAUGGGUUACGGGAAGGACCGCUCCGGCAGCCUUAUCUACCUGCACGACACCCUGGAGGACAUCAAGAAAGCAAAUAACAGUCAAGAGUGCCUCAUUCCUGUCCACGUGGAUGGAGAUGGCCACUGCCUUGUCCAUGCAGUCUCACGAGCGCUUGUUGGCAGGGAACUGUUCUGGCAUGCUCUCCGAGAGAAUCUAAAGAAGCAUUUUGAGGAGAAUCUAAGCCACUACAAGGCACUUUUCCAUGACUUUAUUGAUGCUGUAGAGUGGGAGGACAUUAUCAAUGAAUGUGACCCUUUGUUUGUUCCUCCAGAAGGUGUGCCAAUGGGCCUUAGGAAUAUUCACAUCUUUGGUCUGGCCAACGUGCUUCACCGGCCUAUCAUCCUGUUAGACUCCUUGAGUGGAAUGCGAAGCUCUGGAGAUUAUUCAGCAACAUUCCUCCCUGGUCUCAUACCUCUGGAAAAAUGCAUGGGGAAAGAUGGCAUGUUGAACAAGCCAAUCUGUAUUGCGUGGAGUAGCUCAGGACGUAACCAUUAUAUUCCUCUGGUUGGAAUAAAAGGUGCUUCUUUACCUAAGCUGCCUAGGAAGCUACUUCCUAAAGCCUGGGGAGUUCCUCAAGACCUCAUCAAAAAGUACAUCAUGUUAGAGGAGGAUGGUGGUUGUAUAAUUGGAGGAGACAGAAGUUUGCAGGAUAAGUACUUGAUGAGGCUUGUUGCUGCAAUGGAGGAGGUUUUCAUGAGUAAACACGGUAUCCACCCCAGUCUUGUAGCUGAUGUGCAUCAAUAUUUCUACAGAAGGACUGGUGUAAUAGGGGUCCAGCCCGAAGAGGUCACUGCAGCUGCCAAAAAAGCAGUGAUGGACAACCGUCUUCACAGGUGUCUCAUCUGUGGGGCUCUUUCAGAGCAUCAUGUUCCCCCAGAGUGGCUGGCUCCUGGAGGGAAGCUGUACAAUCUGGCAAAAAGUACUCACGGCCAGCUAAGGCCUGACAAAAAUUACAGUUUCCCCCUGAACAGUUUGGUGUGUUCUUACAAUCCUGUGAAGGAUGUGCUGGUACCAGACUAUGGCCUGAGUAAUUUAACUGUUUGUAACUGGUGCCACGGUAACUUAAUGCGUCGUGUCAGAGAAGAUGGGUCUGUUUUAUAUAUUGAUGGAGACAGAACUAAUACUAGGUCUUCAGGUGGCAAAUGUGGCUGUGGAUUCAAGCAUUACUGGGAAGGUAAAGAAUAUGACAAUCUGCCUGAAGCUUUUCCUAUAACUCUAGAGUGGGGUGGAAGAGUGGUGAGAGAGACUGUCUACUGGUUCCAGUAUGAAAGUGACACCUCUUUGAACAGCAACGUGUAUGAUGUCGCCAUGAAACUUGUUACCAAGCACUUCCCCGGUGAAUUUGGUAGUGAGAUUCUUGUGCAGAAAGUUGUCAACACAAUACUGCACCAAACAGCCAAAAGGAACCCUGAUGAUUAUACCCCUGUAAAUAUCGAUGGUGCUCAUGCCCAAAGAGCUGAUGAUGUACAGCAAGGACAAGAGUUAGAGUCCCAACUUCCAACCAAAAUAAUUUUGACUGGACAGAAGACUAAAACUUUGCACAAGGAGGAGCUGAAUAUGAGCAAAGCUGAAAGAACUAUUCAGCAGAACAUUGCGGACCAGGCUUCCGUAAUGCAGAAACGGAAAAGUGAAAAAUUGAAACAAGAGCAUAAAGGGCAGCCCAGGACUGCUUCUCCUGGGGCUGUUCGUGAGGGGCCCUCGUCCGCACCUGCUACGCCAACUAAAACCCCGUAUUCUCCAACAUCUGCAAAAGAAAAGAAAAUUCGAAUAACCACCAAUGACGGGAGGCAGUCAAUGCUUACCUUGAAGUGCACUACCACCUUCUUGGAACUCCAGGAAGGCAUAGCAAAAGAAUUUAAUAUUCCUCCGUAUUUGCAAUGUAUUCGCUACGGCUUUCCUCCAAAAGAGCUUCUGCCUCCCAAAGAAGGCAUGGAAAACGAGCCUGUUCCUUUGCAACACGGUGACAGGAUUGCCAUAGAAAUCCUGAAGGGCAAGGAGGAAGGCAGGCAGGCUGCCUCAGCACACUCAGCCCAUGCUGUGAAGCAUGAAGAUGUUGCUGUGACCAGUAAAAUCUCCUCGAAGGAUCUGCAAGAGCAAGUCGACAAGGAGAUGUAUUCACUCUGUCUUCUGGCAACGCUCAUGGGAGAAGAUGUUUGGUCUUAUGCAAAGGGGCUUCCUCAGUUGUUUCAGCAGGGUGGAGUAUUCUACAGCAUAAUGAAGAAAACAACAGGUUUGGCUGAUGGCAAGCACUGCACUUUUCCACAUCUACCUGGUAAAAACUUUGUGUACAAUGCAGCAGAAGACAGAUUAGAGCUGUGUGUGGAUGCUGCUGGGCACUUCCCAAUCGGUCCUGACGUUGAAGAGCUGGUAAAAGAGGCCUUAAGUCAAGUGCGAGCAGAAGCUACUUCAAGAAGCAGAGAAGCAAGUCCUUCACAUGGAAUGCUGAAGUUGGGAAGUGGUGGAGUAGUGAAAAAGAAAUCUGAACAACUACAUAACAUAACUGCAUUUCAAGGAAAGGGUCAUUCCCUAGGAACUGCAUCUAGUAGUCAACAACAUGAGCAAAGAGCCAGGGAAACACCACUUUUAAGAAAGCAUAGCACAGAAACAGACUUCAGUCCUUCUGCUAAAAUUGAGCCUUCUGUAUUCACAGCUGCUUCUGGUAACAGUGAGCUUAUUCGAAUUGCUCCGGGAGUUGUGACAAUGAGAGACAGCAGGCAGCUUGACCCCACUUUGAUUGAGGCACAGAGAAAAAAGUUGCAGGAAAUGGUCUCUUCUAUUCAGGCUUCAAUGGAUAGACAUUUGCGGGAUCAGAAUACAGAGCAGUCAGCAUCAGUUGAUGUAUCGCAAAGAAAAGUAGAGGCAGUGAGUUCAACUGCUAAAACUGGGAGCUUUCAGGCUGCCUUACCCGAAUCAUUCUCUGCACCAGGUGGUACUGAACACUUGAAUACUGAAUCAACUGAUGGUAACAUGGUGAAUUCUGUGGGAACAACAUUCCCUGCAAGGUCUAAAGCACAAAAGGGAAAUUCUGUUGAGGAGCUUGAGGAGAUGGAUAGUCAAGAUGCAGGAAUCACUAAUGCAACUGAGCCAAUGGAUCACUCUUGAUAGGUUAAAAUCUAAUAAGGGUAGAAAAAAUUACUGUUCAAAUGUAAUGUUUAUUGGCUGGGCCACACAAAGUGAUUAGUUACUAAAUCUUGUAUGUAUGUCAAAAAUUAUAUCAUCUUAUUCAGUGCAUGAUAAGCAUGUGAUUGGCAAUAGCUUUCAAUAUUACCAUACUGCUGCCCAGGCUGGCUCUGUUACCUGUAAAUUAGUUAUUAGGAAAUGCACUGAGAUGAAUAUCUGCUGUACAUGUGGGUUCUUGAAAAUUCUUUGUAAUUUUUAAUUUCUUAAAAGUCUUAAAAUUUAAGCCCAUGCAAGGUUCUUACCAUGCUAGCUUAAGGUUACUGGAAGGGCUAGAACAGGCAAAACUAGAAACAUGGCAAAGUUAAUUCUGUCCCAGGUACUUAAUUCCAAUAAUAAUACACUGUUAUAAUAAAUUAGACAUAAAUUUCAAAAAGUAACUGAAACUAAACUUCUGCUCAAUUUGAUAAUGCAGAAUAUACAGUAUAUUUAAUUACAUUUUGCUGGCACUUCUCCAAUUUAAUAACGUUUUCAUUCAUAUCCUCCUCUCAGAAAUUUUGGAAUAAGUGUAACUUUAGUAAACAGAAGUCUUAGUUCUCCUGUUGUCACUUAUAAAACAAGUUAGAAAAAAGGCCACAUAGCGUAUGAUGAGGAUACACUGAAUGUGGUGUGGUUAUGCAUGGCUGUCUGAGCCAACACAACUAUUUUGGUGCUCUCUUGGUAGCAUGUCUUUAUUUCCUCCCAAAUACCAAACUGGUCAGGUGGUUGCUCAACUUUUGAGACAAUUACAGGAGAGAAGUUGGCAAUUUCAAGUAAGAGCAAAUGUUCAAUGCCAAAUACAUUUCUUUUAGAAGAAUUAGAUUGCUAGCUUUGGUUAGAAAUGGCAAAAAUGAAAUAACAGCUGUCCUCUUAAGAGCAAAUUAACAAUUUAUUGGAAGGAAAUGACUCUCUAACACACAUUAUCCUAAAGUGUUUGGUGAUAAUUGAGCUUUUAGAAGCUCGCUGUUUACUCUGUGGAAACAAGGAAUACAGGCUGUUUCAGUGUCUAUAAAGACUACCCACCUCUCUCAGCCUCACUUCAGGUUGUGAUGCAGAUUUCCUUGCAUCAGUGAUAAUAGAGCUGAUAUCCACUUAAGUAGUGUGUUCAUCAGACCUGUAAUGCUAGUUUUCAAGAAGCAGCCAUUGUGCUUGCUCUCUAAGGAUGGAAUGUGUUUCUGAUACUGCACUUUGCUUCCUAUCUUCAUAGUCAUUUAAAUGCACUAUUGUUGCUUCUUCUCAUGGUAAAAUAACAUUGAAUGGAUGAAAAGAUGUUAAUACAGCUUCAAAGGAAUUAAGAACAUUUAAAUACUGAAGUCUGUGUUUGUGCACAUGUAGGUUUUUACCAGUUCACAAAUGUGGUUUGUGUUGUAUAUGUUUGUAUUCAGAAAAGUCUCCUCACAUUUUACAUUUCUAAUCACUUAAACAGUUCUAAGUGUGUUAGUAUGAUAAAAUGUCCCAUGAGGAAGGAUUUAUUUUUGUAUGUAGGACUGAAAUGAAGCGAGUCACUUAAAGAAUAGCCCUUCUCUUUUGUCAAAGUAAAUUAAAAUGCCUCUGUUGGUUAACUUUUUAUGUAGAUGGUACAAAUAUUUUAAGAUUUUGUACACUACUUAGAGGUUAAAUAUAAAUAUCACAUUUUCACAAAUAAAUGAAAAAUGUUAAGAUCUCAAAUUGCUGUCUGGUAAGUUAGCAGUUUGGAAACUUGGAAUGUAUGAAGUAAUUGGCUUGCCAGAACUGACCUUGCUGAUGCACUGAUUAACUGGCAGGGCUUAUUCAAUGAGAAACAGGAUGCACAUGCAGCACCUGGAAGCCUGCCAUGACUUCUGAAAACAUUUAGUCUCCCGUGAAUCAAUCUAGCUCGCUGAAGGCUACAUCUAUAUAGAAAAUGUUGAGUAGAGGCUUGUGCUUUAUCACAAUGUUAGAAACGUAUAGCAGUGACUUAUUCCUGGGAAAGAAUUUCAAUUGGGAGAGGCUGAGCUGGAGGAAUCUCCUGGAUCUCUUGUAUUUUAAACCAGGUAACAAAUGCUUUGACAGUUUUAACCUUUUCUUUAGGAAAAAAAAGUCUUCCUUGGCUGGAAAAAUAAUGAGUGAGCAGUGUAUAUGAGAGAAUUUCAAGUUUGAAAUAAAUUGAAAUAUUUAUUGCACAUCAUUCUUAUUUCAAGGAAAAAUGCUUGCGUCUUUCAUGCCUUUCUGGUAAAACUGCAGAAGUUCAUGUGCCUUUUACUGUGUAAAGAGGAAGGCUUGGUUUAGUUUUGACACACUUCCCAUUUCAGCAGUAAUUUGACAUUUUGCUUCUUAUCUAAAUAGACAUAGAAACAGAUAAUAGCUCUGUUUGACUCACCAUUAGUGUCAUCUUGGGCCCACUCAAGUCGUGUAGAUCAGAAACCUCCAGUUCCUAAAAGAAGAUGGUCUCACAGGACUGGUAAAAUGGUGUCAAUCACAAGAUCCACUGGUGUGAAUUCUGGAAGGCAGGAUGGUGCAUAUUUCUUUGCAGUGUUCUUAUCUCACGUAGCUUUUUCAUGCAUUCAAUAUCAGUAGUUUUGAGAAAGAUAGAUUGCUUUUGAUACACUCAAGUGAAGCUAAACUUCAUCUAUGUGCCAGUGAGAUGUGUGACUGUGCAGAAGAAGUGAAAUAAAGAACACUGAAGUGUAAGUUGGAACAGAUGUUUCAUUUGGUUGCUGGUGCUGGGUGCAAAUACAAGUUGACACAAAUCUGUGUGCCUAAGGAGCACCAGUGUGCUUGUUAGAAUUCCCUGUUAGAGUCAGGAAAAUGCUGGUGGGGUACAAGAGCAGGGAAGACUUUGGCUCAUUGUGGAUGAGAAGAUAUGUCAGUAGGACUUCUCAAAUAUCAAGAGUGGUGCCCUGUUCUUGAAAAGUAAAGGCAACCAACCCAUAUUCUUGCUACCAAAUUGCCUGUGGAAAGAGGUUGUGGUUUUGAGUACCCACCUUGAUUACUUUCUUGUCUGAAGGCCAAAGACACUGCAUCUCAUGGCAAAGAAGACACAUUAUUAGAAAACCCUGAAUGUUAUGGCUUAGUAUGUAUAACCCAAAGAAAAGAUGAUUACUAGAAAUACAGACCUAGUAUAAAAAUAUAAAGGGGAAUGAACUAGAUUGCUGAUGAGCAUAUGGGAAGCCUUGGGAGAACAGACCAGUUUUCCAGGAAAUGCAAGACUUUCACUACAAAUGGCUGUCUGCUUAGUAAGAUUGACUUUUUGAUAGCACUGUUUCUCUCUGAAUUGUUUGCAUUUCAGAGAGGGAAAAGAAAUAGCAGAUUUUCAAAUGAAAUCAAACGUAUUUGGGUUGUCUUCCUUGUUGUAGUCACAAACAGCUGUGUGCAUUGUUUGCUUUGUGAAUCCCAUAUAGUUUACUAGUCUUGUGCUGGCUACAAAAUACAUGCUAGACGUUGCCUCUGACAGAGUGCUCUAGCAGUGUCACAGGGGCACAGUGCCACAGGGCUGUGUGGUAACAGCCCUGCAAGGCCAAAAUACUUGAUUUACAAUCUUUCAUAAAAUAGAAUCUGUUUUCACUGUCAUGGAGUUAGUGGAGUUGCUUGCUACUUUUUCAAUGCGCUAAAAAUGCCAGGAAACAAAAUUCUUGGUAUGUUUACAGUUGGGAGAGUGAUGCUCAAUCUGAGUUGUAUGGAAAAUGAAUGAUAUAAGAAGAUGCCACUGUUAAUCUCUAUAUUCGUUUGGCUCCUAUUUUUAAAUACCAGAAUCUACAUGCUUUUGUAAAAUAAUAAUAAUAUGAAUAUUAAGUUAAUCCUUCUGUUAAAAAAAGCCACAACAGAGAGUGGUUUCUUUGUUUUGCUUGUGGAUAUCAGUUUAGCUUCAUGAAGAAGUUGCUUAAGAUCUUUAGAAUGCAGGAUUCCCUCUGAGCCCUUAUGCCUGUGGUUGAGCAAUAAAAGGUUGACACAAGAGUGGUAUUUUCAGAGUUAUUUUAUGUUUGAUGAGGAUUAUUGCCAAGAAAUGAAAGAGUGCACUUUUAGGAGGGAAUGCUAUUUAAAAUGUAUAAAUAGGAAUUAAAAUAGUGUAUAUAUUUAGAAAAAAAUCUUUUUAAAAAGUAAGUGCUUUACAUGUUGAAUUAAAAACAAAUUAGCAUAGAAACUAUACCAUCUCCACAGUACUGGCUGUUAUCCAGCAAGGUUUGGUUUGUUUUAUUUGUGAUUGCUGUACUAAUUAUAUUUGAUUUUUUUUAUCUGUAAUGUAACAAUAGUGUAUUAUAACAGUAUAUAGUGUACUAUACUACACUUCACUGUACAGUAUUUGGAAUUUUCUUUGAUUGCUAUAUUAAAACUAUAAGUUAAAACAUCUGCUUUGGUUUUAUAAGGUGUAAUUUUUAUCUAGCUUUUCACACAUUUGCUUGUUUAAUUAAUGUUGAUUUGCCUACAAAAUGAGUCAGUUGAAAAUAUAUUAUUUUCUGCAUUUUGCAUAUAAAUUACAUUAUACUUGCAUAUAUGAAUACUAGUACAGAAGUUGAAAAUCUGAUACAAUUCUUAGAAAAGUAAAAUCUGAUGUUAUCCAUUUUCCUGUAGGAAUCGUUCUUUUUAAAAAAAUUUUUUUGAAAAGAAAAGCUCUUUAAGGAAAAAGUUGGUUUUUUUGACUUCAUGCCUAUUCUAAAUAUUUCAUUGAACAUAUAGGACCUUUGAAUUUGAGAGAUUUCUAAAUCAUAUAUAUUUGAGACCAAAAUUCAAGACCUGAAUCUUCGAAGUUGUCACAAAGAUGUAGAAAAAUGCUGACCAAGUCAGCAUUUAAGAUACCUUGCAAUCUGUGAUUUGAAACAUUGGUCAAAAUGUAUUUCAAAGCAAAAUUUUAGUGCAUGCAUGUAAUAUUCAAGUAUGAAUAGUACAAUUUGGAAGAACUAGGCUUUUGAAAAUUUGGCAAUACUCAAAGAUGAACAUAUUGACAACUAUUUAAAUUAUCUCUAUGCUUUUCCCACCAGCUACAUGUGGUACUUUGUUUCACAAAUUGGCUUUAAUCAAAACUUCUGAGCCUAGAAACAAGCCAUAAAACCCAUCUGCAAAACUCUUGUGUUACUUCUUCCUGUAUUUACUGAAAGGCUUUAAUUCCAAGUGUGCUAGCAUUAAAGCAUUCUUUAAAAUGAUGGGUGUAAAUACACAGUGUUAGUUUUGAUUGCAUGUCAUAUCAGGAAGAAUUGAAAAUUAUCCUUCAGAAGAUUUGUAUUUCAAAAGCUUAAAUGCUUAAUGCUAAGCUAGAAACUUGCUCAUCUUUAUUAGCACAGUGCUUAUAAUCUGAGCCAAAACCAGUACUGAAUGUAUGAAGCAACAAAGUUAAGUGUGCUUUCAAAGCAUUUUCAUUUUACUUCUGCAAUUAAUUGUACAGUGUUUAUAUCUGUAUAAAUUUUUAUUUUGGAUUGGA